CUCAAAGCCCGGAUGGAGCAGCCAUUGGGGAAGUGAGCAGGGCUUGAACGUAACUGAGGAGGGCUGUCUCUGUGGAAUAAAAAAGACAAAGUAACUGACGGCCGAAGACACAAAUAUACAAGAUCCGAAAGGUCCAGUCGGCGACAAAAAACGUUAACUUGAAAACCUGUAUCAAGACUUGACUGCAUUGUGACACGUUAUCGGAGGCGACAGACUUGAACUGUGGAAGUUGGGAUACGUGAACACAUCGGAAAAUAUACAGCUGAGCCUGCGCUACAACUACUAGCCACACGCUAAGCGGCAUAACUAGCCAGAUAGCUAACUGUAACUGAGCUGGGAAGUUGCUUUCAAAUCACGGGGCUUGAAAUCCAGUCACAAGCUCAGGCUCUGUGAGAAUCCAGGGACUUGCUUAAUGAAUUAUGUCUGCCACAAGCAUUGACCCUCAGAGAUCAAAGGGGCAAGCAUCUAAAGUGCAAAAUGGUUCAUUGCAUCAGAAGGAGACUGUCCACGACAAUGACUUUGAGCCAUACCUCACAGGUCAAUCAACUCAGAACAACAGCUACCAGUCCAUCACCGACCCCUACCUGUCCAGCUACUACGCCCCUUCCAUUGGAUUUCCAUACCCCCUCAGUGAGGCUCCCUGGUCUACAGGCGGGGACCCCCCUAUUCCUUACCUCACCCCGUAUGGACCCUUGAGCAAUGGAGACCAUCACUUCAUGCCGGACACAGUGUUUGGCCAGCCAGGAGGCCUGGGAAGCAGCAUCUACCCACACAGGUUUAACUUUUUCCCUGAAAACCCUGCCUUCUCUGCAUGGGGCACAAGUGGCUCCCAGGGCCAGCAGACUCAAAGUUCAGCUUAUGGCGGCAGCUACAGCUAUCCUCCCAGCUCUCUGGGGGGCACCCUGGUGCCUGAUGGUCAGACAGGCUUUCACAGUGACACCCUUAACAAGGCCCCUGGAAUGAACAGCUUGGAGCAGGGUAUGGUUGGCCUGAAGAUCGGUGGGGAUGUCACUGGCCAGGGGUCAGGAGUCAAGGCUGUGGGAUCUGUGAUUGGUGGGCCUGCAGUGGCAGCGACAGGAAAUGGAGCUACUCCCAUUGGAAUGCCCCCACCCAAACCCACCUCCUGGGCAGCCAUUGCCAGCAAGCCUGCCAAACCCCAACAGCUGAAAACUAAAGUGAAGUCAGGGAUGCCCAAUCCAGGGGGGGCUCUGCCCCCCCCACCCAUCAAACACAACAUGAACAUAGGGACCUGGGACAAGGGCCCGGUCACUAAAGUAGCCACAGCCCCACUGCAGCAGCAGCCGCCUCUUGGCCUGCCUCAUGCCAUGCCACCUCAAGCCCCCAUGCAGCAAGGACCCAUGCAGCCCCCACCCCCCCAGUCUUUGGUGCAGCCCCAGAUGCAGCCUAUGGCCUUACAGCCCCAGCCUCCGCAUCACCAACACCAACACCAUCAGCCACCACCUCAGCCCUACCAAAACCACACCCAGCCCCCACAGCCCCAGACCCGUUGGAUUGCCCCACGCAAUCGCAACCAAGGUUAUGGGCAAGGUGGCCUUGGCCAAGAUGGUAGUGGUGUGAUGGGGAUGGUUGGUGGUGGGAACAGUGGCCCUCAAAAUUCCUCUAGCCAGGGACCUGGUGGAGAGUCCCACCCUGUACUGGAGAAAUUGCGUGCCUCCCAUAGCUACAACCCCAAGGACUUUGAAUGGAACUUGAAGAACGGCCGUGUUUUCAUCAUUAAGAGCUACUCUGAGGACGAUAUCCAUCGCUCCAUCAAGUAUUCCAUCUGGUGUAGCACAGAGCACGGCAACAAGCGGCUGGACUCAGCCUUCAGGGCGAUGAAUGGUAAAGGCCCUGUGUAUCUGCUGUUCAGUGUCAAUGGCAGUGGUCACUUUUGUGGUGUGGCAGAGAUGCGUUCACCAGUGGACUAUGGCACCAGUGCUGGUGUUUGGGCACAGGACAAGUGGAAGGGCAAGUUUGAUGUGGACUGGUUGUUUGUUAAAGAUGUGCCUAACAGCCAGCUGCGCCACAUCCGCCUGGAGAACAACGACAACAAGCCAGUGACCAACUCCCGUGACACUCAGGAGGUUCCUUUGGAGAAGGCCAAGCAGGUGCUCAAGAUCAUCGCCACCUACAAACACACCACCUCCAUCUUUGAUGACUUUUCCCAUUAUGAGAAGAGGCAGGAAGAGGAGGAGGAGGUGCGCAAGACUUUCGAACCUGCUCAGAUACAGAACCGCUCUCGGUUGGAUCAGGAGCGCCAAAACAGGAAUAAACAAUAGAAGACAUUUAUCCUUGGCUUGAUCGACAGUUACACUAGGACUUUUGAUUUAAGAGACAGAAGAAUAUGAAAAUGCAACCAAGCCCUUCAUUUUUUUCUAUUUAAUCCUGGUGAAUCUCUGCCAUUGUCAAAACUUGUGCUUUUUUUGCCCCAUGUACCACCCACUUCUUGUGCAGGGAUAACAAGCUGAUUUAAUGUAUUACCUAGUCACCACCACACUCUUUAGUUCAUUUUUUUAAAAAUAUAUUUUUCUUCCCGUUCUUGCCAUCUCGUACUCUUCUCUCACCAGACUGGUUAUCUCUCCUGCCCCCACCCCUCCUAUUUCCAAUUGAAUCAGGGUUUGACUGCACCAUGGAGAAAAAAAUCUGCCACUUUAUAUUUCAGUACAAUCAGGAACGGAUGUGUCCUGCCCCUUUUUGUCCAUUUGGGGGCAACAUUGCCAUGCUUCAGAGGUUUAACUGUGCCAACAGGGUUGGAGGAUCCCAAAGGCAAUGUUGGACUUGGAACUGUGUGAUAAUAAAACUUCAAUGGUUUAUCUAUUUUUCAUUCAGAUCAACAAAAUCUCUAUUUUUUGGCUUACUACUGACAAUUUCAUUUCAGAAACCUGUUUUCUGGAGCCUUAAUGUUUUUUUUCUAAUUAUUGGUGACUUCUCAAAAGAACUGCUCAAACAGUGACACUGCUGGAGAAAUCAGGGAUAGUGUGAAGUCACACGGGACUCGAGACAUUUCAGAGGAGGAAUUGCAAAGGCCUCUGGGAAAGAAAUAACUGAUGUGUCCUCCACAACCAGAACUCUCACCAUUUGAAUCAAAAAUUGUACUAUUGACAUCUUUGACACCCCACUGCUUUGCUUUCUUUCGGUGUUUGUCUUUGAAGGUUCUUCGUAUGUUUCAUCAGGAGAUUAUGCUUAUGUAUACAACCCAGUCUGAGAGAAUCGUCACAUCCACCAUUUUAAAUUGUUUUAUAAUCAGAAUUAUGUAAUGAUGUAACUGCUACAUUGAAUGAAUUGUUGCUAUGGUGUUUUUGUUUCACAAAAAGGGGGGAGGGUUCACAUAUUUGUUCAUUCACCAUCAUCCUGUCUUAAUCCUCUGUUCUCGCUUUUUUCUCCCCCUUGAAUUUGGUUUUGCUAAGUCUAUCAUGUUGGUCGUAAUGCUAAGCUUUAACGUAGGAGCCUAUAUAUUCAUGGAGAAAGCCUAAAAAUGUAUAACCUAAAAAUUAAUGUAACUGAUUUACUAUCGAGUAAGAAAAAAUACGAAUGAAAUGUGGUUUCUGUGUGUUUUUUGGUUGUUGUUGCAAAAAAAAAAAAAAGUUUGUUCUAGACUGAAACCAUUGAUUUUGAAACAGUACAGUACUUUCAGGAAUGUUAUGGAGAAAAAGAUUGGAAAUUAAAAAAAAAAAAAAAAUCUAAAUUGAUGUGUAUGCCCAUGCAUGGCAAGCUGCAAUACAUUAAGUCCCCUGAAAAUGUUAAAAUAUCCAUCCUGCAGCUUGAAUGUGAGGCAAACAGUGGCAGUGUUGUUUAGUUAAUGGUUCCUUACAGAACAGCGACCCCCUGUUCUCGUGUCACCGUUUUUCAGAGGCAGAAGGGAGGUUUUUUUUUUGGCAGAGAUUUGCAGGUUCCUACUACUUGAUCGCUAACUGGUAGCAGCUAACUGUCACUAAAGUAUUUUGUGGGUUGCAAUAUUACUAUAAUGCAGAGAGGAAUGCUGCUAAUAGACACGGUUGUCUCAUGUUAAGGGACUUUUCUGGGUGUUGACAUUUUUUGUGUAUUUGUGUAAGUGUUGAAAUCUGAUGUAGCUACAUGGUUACACAAACGGUCACAUCACAAAUUUCUGUUGGUUUAAGAUUGACAGUGGUACCUUUCCGGGUAGUGUGGACUGGGCUUCUUCAUAUUAAGUUGUUUGCUCUUUGAAGAAUGUUAGAAAAUGUUUAUCUGAUCUAUUAUGAUUCUGUCAGAACUUGACCCCAUGUUAAGUCAAGACUAGUACUGCACUUUGACAAAGUCACCCAAGUGUGUGUAUGACCUGUAUGCUUCACAACCAACAUUUCCAAAUAGGUGAAGCUGCAUUGUACUUUUACCUGGCCAGUGUAAUCCUUUGUAAUCGAAAGAAAUGACCGCAAACCUCUAACACAAUCCCUUUUCCUCUCCACCUCCUUUACUUUACCUGCACUAAUCAAUAGCUAGGUUGAUCCAAGCAAUACAGUGAAUGCCCUUCACGUUCGCCUUCACCAUUACUGCUCUCUCCAUCCAGUGUAGAGUCAGGGGGAGGUGAAAGGCUAAAGGACGCCAUCGAAGACCGAAUCGCAGGCACACCAGUCUUUGCCUCAGGAAGCAUGAACUGGUCGUGGUUUUACUACAGGGCUUACAUGCACGAAAAUAACUGUCAGAGGAUGAUCGCUGCAAUAGAGAGACAUGUCAGGUUAGCCAUAAAAUUCUAUGUAUGAACACUACAAAAGGAGUACUGACAUGAAAUAUUAAAUAAACAUCGAUUAUCUUAUAGACCACAGUUGUAGUGGGCAUAAUAACCUGUUCAAAAGAUCUAUCUUGGUUUUUCUUUAUAGAAGAAAUCAAGCCUUAAUAAACUGUCCAUUCAGCAA
Molecule: messenger RNA, 4871 nt
Organism: Sphaeramia orbicularis (orbiculate cardinalfish)
Lineage: Eukaryota; Metazoa; Chordata; Actinopteri; Kurtiformes; Apogonidae
Product: YTH domain-containing family protein 1
Biological process (GO): mRNA destabilization
Cellular component (GO): cytoplasm
Molecular function (GO): N6-methyladenosine-containing RNA reader activity; mRNA binding
Source: RefSeq, a predicted model, not a curated record